Messenger RNA from Sclerotinia borealis F-4128, 696 nucleotides. The record is from the annotation of a GenBank genome assembly. NCBI's taxonomy places the organism in Eukaryota, Fungi, Ascomycota, Leotiomycetes, Helotiales, Sclerotiniaceae.
AUGCAUUUCAAUACUCUCAUCGCAGCCUCCAUUCUGGCAGCCUCUGCUUCUGCAACAGCACCAGAGGGUAUGCCCUACAAAUUAGCAGCCAAAUCUCUCAAUCCAGCAUACGGACUCGUCAAGCGUCAAUCGGGCUAUCAACCUUCCCAGACUUUCUGCAGUGGCUACGGCGAUUGUGCAGAGGCUUGCGGGACGGGCUACGAAACUUGUGCUUCGACCGAUGGGAGCCUUCAUUGCUUCGAUCCUACUGCGAAAGAAACUUGUUGCCCAACUGGUACCGGUGACUCCUGCUCCGAAGGUUACUACUGCACUCAAGCCACCGAUCUCACCGUCUGGUGUUGUCCAGAUGGCAUGGAUCUCACCGCCUGCGCAGCCAUCUACUCUCUAACCGGCGUACUCCAAUCGGUUGCCCCUUCAUCUAUUGCUUCUGCAAGUAGUGUACCAACUACACAUGCAAGUGUUACCACAAGUGAUAUACUUAGUCUUCCGGCGUAUACAACAUCAACUACAUCGCCGGUUGGAUCGCAUGGCGCAACAAAGACGGGUGGAGGAAGUAAUGUUACUUUGACGGGGAGUAGCACGGCGACGGCGACGCAGGCUGCUUUCACGGGGAUGGCGGGCAGGAUUUUGGGGGUGGAUGGUUGGGUUGGAGGGUGUAUGUUGGUUGCGGUGGUGGGGAUGGGGGUUUUGUUGUAG